Plasmopara halstedii is the source of this 219-nucleotide messenger RNA. RefSeq lists its product as uncharacterized. NCBI's taxonomy places the organism in Eukaryota, Oomycota, Peronosporomycetes, Peronosporales, Peronosporaceae. The transcript has 2 exons. The coding region runs from base 1 to 219 and encodes 72 amino acids. The record is from RefSeq and is a predicted model, not a curated record.
AUGGCUCUAGAUCCUAUCCCGAAAACGAACCCAAUUACCAUGACGCUAGGGUUAGUUGGAGCAAAGGAAGUGAAAGCUCUGCGAGCGUACCUGCGGGAAUGGUUCAGUCAUGUUGUGAGGAAAAAUUGUGACUCUUCGCCGCCGUAUACUACCGACUCGAAAAUAUUUUUGGAUUUAUACUUAUCCGCGGAUAAUACCCACAUGUGUACAUCCUUCUGA